Impatiens glandulifera is the source of this 1394-nucleotide messenger RNA. RefSeq names its product probable protein phosphatase 2C 65. The transcript is spliced from 5 exons. The record is from RefSeq and is a predicted model, not a curated record. Gene Ontology annotation, biological process: protein dephosphorylation. Bases 111 to 1328 code for a protein of 405 amino acids. NCBI's taxonomy places the organism in Eukaryota, Viridiplantae, Streptophyta, Magnoliopsida, Ericales, Balsaminaceae. Gene Ontology annotation, molecular function: protein serine/threonine phosphatase activity.
CAUACACAUGAAUUAUAAUCUGCAACUUUUGUAAUUCUCCAUACAAAUCAAUCUCAUUUUCCAGGAAAAUUUAAAGAUCAAAUUCAAGAUCUUGUUAAUUUUCCUGGAAAAUGGGUACAUGUUGCAGCAUUAGUAGGAGUCCUCAUCAUGAUCAUCAUCAUCAUUCUCAAGAAGGUGAUGCUGAAUGGCAUAAUUAUAAUGAGAAAGAUCAAUUAGCCAUGGCUGAUGAUCAAUAUAUUAAAAAUGGAGAUGGGGCUCGAGUUAGAUUUCAUGGGUCAUCUAGAUUUAUCUCCAUGUAUACACAACAAGGGAGAAAAGGUGUUAAUCAAGACUCCAUGACUGUAUGGGAGAACUUUAACGGGGAGAAAGAUAGUUUUUAUUGCGGCGUAUUCGACGGGCACGGGCCAUCAGGCCACGAGGUGUCUCGUAUGGUGCGAGACAAUCUACCGACAAAGUUGAGCUCGUUGGUGAAGAAAACGUCGACAAAUUACAAAUCCGAUAGAUUCUUUUCAAAUUGGGAGAAUAAUUUCAUUAAUAGCUUUGAAGAUAUGGAUGAAGAACUCGGUGUCGAAUCUAGUCUCAAUGCUUAUAGCAGCGGCUGCACUGCAGUAAACGUUGUCAAACAGGGUGAUAAUUUGAUCAUUUCAAAUUUGGGAGAUUCAAGAGCCGUUCUUUGUACAAGAGAUGGCAACAAUCAUCUUUCUCCUGUUCAGCUCACAACAGAUUUAAAGCCCGAUAUUCCAGAGGAGGUUGAAAGGAUUAAAAGUCGCAAAGGAAGAGUGUUCCCGAUGGAAGAAGAACCGGAAGUUUUCCGAAUAUGGAUGCCAGAGGAAGACUGUCCUGGUUUAGCAAUGACUCGUGCUUUUGGUGAUUUUUGUUUAAAAGAUUACGGUUUAAUACCAACACCUCAAGUAACUUAUAGAAAGAUCACAAGUAACGACGAAUUUGUCGUGCUAGCAACCGAUGGGGUUUGGGACGUGCUAACGAACUCGGAGGUUGUGAAGAUAGUUGCGUCGUCAAGAAAACGAUCCCUAGCAGCUAGACUACUUGUAGAUCAGGCUACUCGAGCAUGGAGAUAUAGAUACCCUUCAUCAAAAGUAGACGACAUUGCGGUUGUUUGCAUGUUUUUCAAGGAAAGACCUAUUGUCCACGAGAGAUCAGAUAAUGGGAGCGAAUUGAACAAGAAUUUUGCGGAAGUUGGGCCACGCCAUGGUAGAAAGAAGUUAAAGAGCGAUGAUGGACUUGACACUGUCGUGAAUUGUGAAGUUUCAAGAACCGAAAACCGAGGCUUGACUCGUCGGAGACAACCGCAACAAUCACAUCGUUGAUCGACCAUUCUUUUGACAUUCUAUAGGGUAUAUGGGGAUUUUGUUUAAAAUUGUGAGGGAAUGUGU